Molecule: messenger RNA, 1476 nt
Organism: Lodderomyces jiufengensis
Lineage: Eukaryota; Fungi; Ascomycota; Pichiomycetes; Serinales; Debaryomycetaceae
Gene: UTP9
Product: Utp9p
Exons: 1
Coding region: 1-1476 (491 amino acids)
Source: RefSeq, a predicted model, not a curated record
AUGAAAUAUAGCAUACAAAAAGAUCGAAUAGCAAAGCUAAUUUCACGUAAUGAUGAAAAUAACGAAAUUCAAUUUUUUACUAUUGACAUAAAUGGUGAAUUAAAUUUAACUGGUACUGUUUUGAUAGAUGAACCAAUAAUUGAUUUUAUAUGGUCAAAACAAAUAGCGAAUUUAAGUAAUGGGCAUAGUAAUGGUCAUAAAGCUUUAAAAAAGAGGAGCUUAAAUGGUGAAGAAAAAUCAAAUACACAUGAAGAUUUUGAUGGAAAACUAAUAGCAUUAACUAAAGAAUCAAUACUAAUUAUAUCACCAACAUCAAAUUCAAUAAUAGAGAAUAAAUCUAACGACAGCAAUAUUUCUAGUUUGGUGAAAGCAGAGAAUGGGAUAGUAUGGGGAAACACCGCCAAGAAUGAUACAAUAAUCACCUUAAACUUAACCAAUAGUGAAAUAAACAGAAUAAAAGUACCCAAAUUUCAAUCAAUUCUUAUAAAUGAGGAAAAAGUAUAUAUUGGAACCAAAAGUAACCUACAAAUUGGUCAAAUAGAGAGUAACAAAUUUGUUGAGCAAAAUGAAAUUGCAUAUAAAAAAGGAGUACAAGAAAUACAACCAUUAAAAGAUCAAAUUUUAAUUGAAUCAAAUAAUCAAAUUAACCUUAUAUCUAAUAAUUCAACCAACAAUACAAUCUAUAAAGGAGAUGACAUUAUAAAAGUUCAAAUACUAAAAGUUUACGACGAACCACAUAUUUUUAUUAUUACAUCAAAUUCAAUCAAAAUAAUUUCUUUGGAUGGGAAAUUAUUAAAUGAAAUAUUUACAACACAAUCGAUAGAUGAAAUAUUACAAAUAGAAGAUGAAUUAUUUAUCAUCUGGCAUAUAGAUAAUGAAAUUAAUUUUCAAAAGUUUACACUUAUUCAAAAAGACAUUGUGGUGAAUCAACCUCAAACCCAACCAACUAAAUCACAUCCAGUCAUUAUAGAUUAUGAAGAAUCAAUACCUAUAACAAAACAAACAGAAGAAGAAAUUGAAUCUAAUAUAAAUUCAAUAGAAAAAUUAGAUUCAACCAUCCUAAUUGAAUCAUGUUCAUCAACAGACGAUUCUGACCUUAUUAAAACAUUAGUCAUAAAAUUAUCAACUCCACAAAUGGAAAAAUUAUAUCAAAUUAUAUCAGAAGAGAUAUCAAAAGAUUCAACAAAAAAUUUCAAUUUAACCAUAUGGCUUAAAUGGAUAUUAUUAGUUCAUGGAAAUUUUAUUGCCAAAAAUACAAACCUAGAAAUAAAAUCAUUACAUAGUAAUUUAUCAAAUGGACUUAAAAUUUUACCAAGUUUAUAUUCAAUAAAAGGUAAAUUACAAUUAUUAAAAUUACAAUCAGAAAUUAGACAAAAACCACAAGAAGAAUCAAAUGAUAUAACAACAACAAUAGAUGAAGAUGGUAUAAUUUUUGCAAAUGGUGAAGUUGAUGAUACAAAUACUACAAUUGCAUAG